Molecule: messenger RNA, 1413 nt
Organism: Morchella importuna
Lineage: Eukaryota; Fungi; Ascomycota; Pezizomycetes; Pezizales; Morchellaceae
Exons: 8
Coding region: 1-1413 (470 amino acids)
Biological process (GO): endocytosis; endoplasmic reticulum to Golgi vesicle-mediated transport; intra-Golgi vesicle-mediated transport
Cellular component (GO): Golgi apparatus
Molecular function (GO): metal ion binding; GTPase activator activity
Source: RefSeq, a predicted model, not a curated record
AUGUCUCGGCGCCCCAAUCCUGCUGCUGCCAAAGCUGCCGACAAAGCCGCUGCAAAUCAGGCCGUCAUCAAAUCACUACUUAAGCUGCCUGGAAACAAGAUAUGCGCUGAUUGCAAGAGAAAUAAGCUUCCUAGAUGGGCUAGCUGGAAUCUGGGGCUUUUCAUAUGUAUUAGGUGCUCUGGCAUACAUCGAGGCAUGGGUACUCAUAUUAGCAAAGUUAAGUCUGUGGAUCUCGACACAUGGACAGAUGAACAGUUGGCUAGCAUGCUGAAAUGGGGAAAUACUAAGGCGAACAAGUACUGGGAAGCGAAUCUUGCGCCAGGACACGUGCCGUCAGAAGCGAAAAUUGAAAACUUCGUACGCACAAAAUAUGAUGCCAAAAGAUGGGUUAUGGAAGGCGGAAUGCCUGACCCAUCUACCCUUGAUGAUUCUGGAGAAGAGGACAAUCUGCCUUUGAAUGUUGUUCAGCAGAAGCUGGAGAACAGACAAAUAUCCUCCCCUACGCCGCAACAAGCACCGAAGCAACAGCAAAACAUUAACCUCUUCGAUGAUCUUUCUCCAAUGGAGCUGCCAAGGUCCACUACCGCACCUCCGGGAAAUAAGAAUCAACCUUCCCCUAAGAGUGCUCCUGCUCCACCAAAGUCUACAAAGCCAGUCGAUUCUCUUUUGGGCUUAGAUUUUUUUGGAUCGUCGGACCCGACUCCAGCUCGCCCAGCUUCCGUCAAUUCUCUCUCUAUAUGCCUCAAAGCCGCAGCCUCGGACCCAACAUGCCCAGAACUCUUCAUUUUCUGGUAUGUCACAGCCUUCGGUUCAUCAGCAUACGCUCCCAAGCCUUCUCCAUUUGCAAACCUAACAGCCGGGAUGAUGAAGUCCUCGGCUGGUUCUCAACUAUCGCCUACUUCAAGCAAUGGAUUCUUUGGGUCUUCGACAUCUACAAAGCAAUCAAUUUAUUCAAAGACCACUGGGUCGUCUGCCAUGGACGAUUUGUUUGACUUUUCCUCGACACCUGCGCCUGCACUGGCAGCACCGGCCAUAUCCACUAUGAGUGCAUUUAACUUGACUGCAACUAAUGCCACUACCCCUAAACAGCCAACUACGCCGCAGUUCUCAUUUGAUGCAAAUGCGUGGGCUGCACCGGCCGCGACAAUCUCUACGGCCUCAAACAAUGAGUCUGCCUGGGGGACGUCGAUAGGAAGUGCUAGCAUUGCCUCUAACGCAUGGGGCUCACCAGCAACCACAUCCGUUAGUAAGCCACCUACUUCAGUGGUAGGAAUUUCGUCUAUGGCACCCCCAAAGAGUAGUGAGGAUGAUGAAUGGGGCGCAUUUAGCACUGGAGGAGCUGCAACAUCAGGAGCACCAGUGCAGACAACCGGUUUUGGUCAGGACGAUCUAUUCGGAAACGUAUGGAAGUAG